This is a messenger RNA of Sporisorium graminicola, 8634 nucleotides long. RefSeq lists its product as uncharacterized. NCBI's taxonomy places the organism in Eukaryota, Fungi, Basidiomycota, Ustilaginomycetes, Ustilaginales, Ustilaginaceae. The record is from RefSeq and is a predicted model, not a curated record. Gene Ontology annotation, biological process: phosphatidylinositol phosphate biosynthetic process. The transcript has a single exon. Gene Ontology annotation, molecular function: ATP binding; 1-phosphatidylinositol-3-phosphate 5-kinase activity; metal ion binding. Bases 1 to 8634 code for a protein of 2877 amino acids. Gene Ontology annotation, cellular component: fungal-type vacuole membrane; endosome membrane.
AUGUCGACAGUGACAGAGCAUCGCACUCCGAUGCCGCCAAACACCUCCCCCGAGGAAGGUUUUACCUCGUUUGGGUUCCUCGACGACACCCAAGACACACAAGAGACUUCAUUUGCACUUGGCAACCUCUUCAAUCGCGUCAAGUCCGCGCUUGCAGGCGGCCUUGCUGUCGACAUCGACUCGCCACACACUCCCGGAAAUGAUGCUGCAGAUACAGCCCCAGCAUCUCGAAAAAGCUCAGGAUCUUACUCUACAAGGUCAUCCAGCCGCCAAGCACACCAAUCACCCUCAGUCGAAGCCUCCCAGCCCUUUGCGUCCACCUCCAGCCAUGUCACGUCGCAGUACUCCAACUUUGCUGCGAAUCGACUCGCGUCGAUGCCGCAGCAUAGAAAAGCCUCAAUGGCGCAUCCCUCACGCGGGCUCAGCAACAUCGACGAAUACCCCGAGAGCAGCCAAUUGUCCAACCAGCGCAUCACCUCUCCUGUCAACCGCUCUGGCCCCACGGAAGCAGGGCCUUCUAGAUCUCGAGCUGAUGCAGUCAGCCCAAACCGCAGCGCUGUAAGGCCAAGUCGAGAUCGAGGCCUGCAUCCAUCUCACAGUUCGACUUCGAUAGCCACUUCGCGCUCUGCGUCGAGCCUCUUGGCUGGAGCCGGCGCACCCUCCUCCCUCGCGCUGCCGCUCAAGCUCCGUAGCGUUGCACCUGCGCCUGCUGUCACAUUUACAUCUCCGGCCACAGCCAUCCACGCUCGUUCUCACAUUGCUAGUGUUGCCGGAAGCUACACCGAGGACCGUGAGUCCGUCAUAGCCGAUGACGGCGACAUGGAUCCAGACUCGUCCCGCGACACGCUGUACAUGCUGCGCGGCAGCAUCGACGGCGCCAUUGAUCGCUCCCACCUUGCCAAGCACGGCUGGUCCGCCAUCCCGGGCUUUCCUCUCUCGAAAGACAUCCUCGCUGACGACACAAGAUCGGUCCGCAGCAGCUCCACACGACUCUAUCGAAGCGACACCAUCGAAGACAACCUUCAUAACCGCUCCGAGGCUCAGAUCGGUCUUCAGACCAGUGCGGACGCCAUCGUACGCCGCAUGAGAGGCGAAGGGCUCAGCCGCAAGUUCUGGAUGGCCGACGAGAAUGCUAAAGAGUGUCGCGAGUGUCUCUCCGUUUUCACCUCCUUCCGUCGCAAGCAUCACUGCCGCAUUUGCGGCCAGAUCUUCUGCGGCCGGUGUGCAGCUCACGUCCUCAAGGGUAAGCGCUUCAAACUUGAAGGCAUGAUCCGCGCCUGCAACUUUUGCAAACGCAUGCUCGAGGAGUACGAUCGACACGAGCUCGAGAAUCAGCGUCACAACAAGCUCAAUCUUGUCACACAACGCGCCAGCAAGAAUCCCAACCGCGUUCAGCCAGACAAGGAUAUGAUUUCGGCUCCACUAGAGGCGCAGGUGCGAAGUCCUCAGGCCCAGUUUGCUGCCAACCAUCUCUUCGCCAGCGCUUCGGCUAAUCCGUCGGCAUUCAGCAGCUUAGGCAUGCAUGCGAGCAUGUCCGCUGCCUUUGGGUUUAGUGAUCCAGAUUCGAGGGCUGCGGCAGAGUUGCAAAAUGAUCUAAACGGCGAUCGAGAUGAGCGCGCAAGGAAGAAGAAAGCCGACGCUCCGCCCGUCGCGCCCUUUCGCAAAGGUAUGGACGAGGAGGAGUUAGCGCCAGCGCGUCCUGACCCGGAAGAUGAUGAAGCGGCCCCGUCUCAGCUCGACCCGACCCUUGUCAACGGGUCUGCCCACCACACCUCUCGUACUCCAACGCCGAGCGCAGAUGGACACGGCGCAACAUCCCCGCCGACAAGCCCUCCCGACACGGUCAAAGGUGCAGCAUCGACUUCUGCCAAGGCCAAGGACAGCUCCAUGUCGGUGGCAUUUCCCUUCUUACCUGCAUCUGAACAUGAUCUGCCCUCUGCGAUCCAAUCGACUUCCGACUAUCCACGUCUCCGUCUGGUGAGCGAGACAACGCGUCCCGUCACCCGAUCGCGCAUGCGCUCCCUUCGCACCAUUGCAUCUCUUGACCCUGCCCAGGCCAGCAUAUUGAUCCGAUCCCACUUUCACGGAAACGGUCGCGUCGAGUCUCCUAUCCCGCCUGUGCCCCAGCCGUCGCCGCCGCAGCAACAGCGCGAAGAAGAUGAAGAUCCCGCACACGUUCACAACGAGAUUCCCGAGUUCUAUCGCGAGCUCCGUAUCUGCGCUGAAGGCAUUACACCGGCGCUUUUGGAGGCGUCCAUCACCCACCGCGCCUUGGAGCAUCUGCGCAAGAUGAUGGAGCAGACGCUCGCCCAGUCUGGCAUCCAUAAUGUUCGCAAGUGGUGCGACGUCCUGUUGCCGUUCGUGCUCACCACCGUCUCACGCGUCAAGCCCGAUGCUCGCGACGACCAGAGCCGCGACAUUCGCGAAUUCGUCAAGAUCAAGCGCAUCCCCGGCGGCAAGCCGGACGAUUCUGAGUACGUGGAUGGCUACGUGUGCACCAAGCACGUAGCCACCAAGCGCAUGGCGGCCCUCAUCCCCCUGACCAACGCUCGGAUCAUUGUCAUCCGAUUCCCGCUCGACUAUCAUCGUGGACCGAACCAGUUCAUGUCGCUCGAGCCGCUCAUGGCACAAGAGCACGAGUUCAUUCGUAUCCUCGUUGCGCGCAUCAUCGCGUUACGACCGCAGAUUGUCGUCGUCGAAAAGGCGGUCUCACGCACGGCGCUUGAGCUGCUCGAGAAGGAAGGCAUCGUUGUCGUAUGGAGUGUCAAAGCGGACGCAAUCCGCGCCAUCAGUCGGUGCACCCAGGCUGACAUCAUUACGUCGAUUGAUCGUCUCGCUCUCGAUCCACGCAUCGGCCGAUGUCGCUAUUUUAACGUCGAGACCUUCCAGCAUGCGUCACGACCAGAGUGGAGGAAGAGCUUCAUGCGAUUUGAGGGUACGCCCAAGCAACUCGGCUGUACAAUCAUCUUGCGCGGAGCGGACGGCGUCAAGCUCAGCCGUGUCAAAAAGAUCUUGAACAUGAUGAUAUUCGUUGCCUACAACCUGCGUCUGGAGGGCCAUGUCAUGGCCGACGAAGGUGCUGCGAUGGAGACCAUCUACUCGGACAGCAGCCUGCUGAACGGAUCGCAUCCAUGCGGCACCGUCGAAGAAUGCACCUCCAAUACCGCCGCCGACGAGCUCAGGCGGCUGCUCGAAGGCAACGACAUCGAGACGGGCGACGAACCGUCCAGCCAGCUCGGACGCAUCAGCGAUAGUAAGACGUUCGUGCUGCAGUCGCGUGCUCGGAUCUUGCGAGCCCUCAACAUCUACGAGACGACGCUCAUUACUUCGUCGGUUUGUAUCCAGAUUCCAGCUCCUUACACCAUCCUGCAGCUCAAGCGCGUCAACGACAGACUCAUGGAGCUGCUCGCCCACCAAGAAGCCGAAGAACUGCAGAGGAUCUUAAAGGAUGAGGGUCGGCUGCAAGACAGAGCUGCCACACCGCCGGCUUCCAUCACAGAGCUUCCGGAUGAAGCUGUGGUUGAUGGCAGGGUCAACGGCGAUACUCCUACUUCACCAGUGCUUGCUGCUACGUCGCAGUCAAGCGGAGCUUCACUUCUCUCGCCGGCAAGAGCAACGGGUGACGUGGCGAAUCCAGUCGAGUCGCCCUCUGAUGGCGAUAUCACUCCCAAGUACGAGACGCCAGGCAUGCGCACGCAUGACACCAUUGUCGAAGAAGGCGAAGAGAGCAGCUCGGAUGCAGCGCUGUCGCCGCCACGUGCCAUCACGCCACAGCCCGACUCCGAUCCUGCUGCCGCGGAGCAGCCAGACUCUGAGGCCGGUGAGACAGGGCAGACCAGGCCAGUUCCUCCGCCUCUUCAGCGCCGAGAUGGCAGCGAUGCCACCAUUAUGAUCGAGACCGCCAGUCCGUUGGUCAGCGGCCCGAACACGACUACGCCCACGCCUCGGCCGUCAUCGCCCGUUCAUACUCGAAUGAAAGAGGCGAGCCAUGCGGCAGCGGCAGCGGAUACGUCAACAGCUGUUGCUUCCGACAGCCUCGCCAACUUGGAUUCUGCGGACAUAUCGAUCAACAGAUCCGUCUCUGCUCCCGUUUCGGAGGUGCCAACGCGACACCCUUCGCCUGCGCCCGGCUCGGUCCUUUCGCGGGCGAGUCAGGGCUCAUCAGCCACAAUCGAGGCGGGCUCCACCUCUCUGCUCAACACGAUCAAGCAGGAGUCCCUGCCCGCCUUUGAUCUCUUUUCGCUGCUCAAAGCGCCGUCCCAGAUCGCCAGGGAGUCCGAGUUUGCCAUCACGGUCGGAAGGCACCGAGCAUCUCUGAUGGAAUGGGGAGGCUAUCUCGACAUUCAGCCGGACGCUGUCUCGCCAUUCAAUCACAAGCGCAUUCAGAUCAUCGUUACGCGUUACUGCACGCUGACGCCGCGUCCCUGCGAAGGGCCCAACCUGGCGUCGAUCGAGUUCUAUGGCGAGCACGACGAAACUUUAGGCGAACACAUCGAGCGUCUCGCCGCCAACAGCGCGAAAGGAUGCGCAGUCAAAGGGUGCGGCAAGAACAAUGUGCUGCACUACAACACAUUUGUCCACAACCGCAUCCGCAUCCAGGUGGUGCUCGAGAGGUUUGUGUGCCCCCUGCCCAACGAGGAGAACCGACUGCUCAGCUGGAGCUACUGCAAAGUGUGCGAGAACGCCACGCCCGUUGCCCUUGUUACGGCAGAGACGUGGAGCUUCAGCUUUGCCAAGUACCUGGAGCUCUACUUUUACCGCCACGAUCACUGCAAGACGCAGCUGUGCGAGCACGACUUCUACCGAGACCAGGUGCGUUAUAUCGCCUACCAGAACAUGGCGGUACGAUUCCACUCGGAAGAGGUCGACAACCUGUUCGAAGUGACAAUGCCCCAGUUCAAGCUCUUCAUCGAUCCCGAGGUGCAGUGCAACAUAAAGAACGAGGAGACGGCUGCCUUCGUACGCAAGAACCAGGCGUAUUGGGACAGCGUCAUGGCGCGCAUCCGCGCGCUUGGGAACGACGCCUGUUCGGAUGCGGCCGGCGUCAAUCGCGAAAAGAAUCGCGCCAUCGUCUUUGAGAUGAUCCGUCGAUGCGAGCUCGAUCGGCGCGAGGUGGAGGCGCUCGUGGCAGAGCUGUACGAGUUCAGUCCGGCCACCGAUGUGCUGUGUCUGAAUCAGGCGCGGAGGAUGCUGCAAGAGAAGGUGGUAAAGUGGGACGUCGACUUUAUCGAGUUCGAGAAGAAUUGCAUUCCGUCUGAAAAGGACAUACGCCGCAUUACCACUACGCAUCUCAAGCGACUCUUCUCUGAGAAGGAUCCCUCCGAGACAACAAUACGUUCCGAGACGACGUCGAGCUCUCUUCCGCCUGCUGCUGAGAUCGACGAGAGCUCAACCGAUGCACCCGAGGGCAAACCGAAAGGACGCGAGUCAGAAAUGUCGACCACUUUUGCGGGCGAGAAAGGCGCGAGCAACGUCAGUGCUCAGACCAUGGAGGCCCUCACUCUGGCAGGUGCCGAUCUGUCCGUGAUGCCAAUGCUAUCGGAUCUCGUGACUCACACGGUCGAGACACCAAUGAGCGAGGUGCCGCCGAAUCUGGCUCCCCCAAGCGAGCUUGCCGCUGUCAAGGGCCAAGGCCAGAGUAAAGGCAACGGUGUCGAUGCGCCAGAAGCCGUAUCCCGCGCCAAGACGGUGCCCAUGCAGCUGAACAAGGUCGGACGAGCAGAUUCCUCCGCCAAGUAUCGCGACGGCAACUUUGACGAUGAAACAGAUGCAGCCGACCUUUCGCCCGUCGAAGUUCGUCCCAUGAUCAGCCGACGAGCCUUGUCCAACCCCGUCACCGCGCCGUCCUCGCCGACGUACACCAAGUCUCGGAGCGCGUUCGAGACCGUCGGAUUUCCUAGGGCGGACGAAAGCUCGUGCACGGAGGGUGAGCUCGCAGGAUCGACAACGGGUGUGACUAGACGCUUUGACAAUGCACGGCGGUAUACCACUGGGACUCCCUCUGCUGCCAGCGGUAGUGGUGGUGCUGGAGCCGCUCCCUCCAGCGAAGCCGACGCCACUUCCCUUCGCGCUGAUGGCAAUGGCUCGUUGCGACGUCCCAGCUUGCGGCGUGGCAAGACCGAAGAAGUGCUGUCGCCGCAUGCCAAGGAGAUGCACAAGACCCGCAAGAUUUCCGCUACGUUCGAAGAAGGCAACGACUCGGGUGUCAACUCGCCUUCUGCCACACCUGGGGCAGGUGGACGGUCGAGUCGGCUGCCAAGAGCCAAGCGUACGGAUAGCUCCACUUCGGUUGCAACCGUUGGACGCCGAAGUGGCUCAGCAACGCCAAACAAGGGUGCUCAGCUUCCACCGCCUUCAAGCUACCGACCGCCAAAGGGUGAAGGACUUAAGGCGGGGCCCCGUCCCAUCAUUGGCCGGUCGGCUGCGUCUGCGGCAGCAGCGGCAGCGGCAGCGGCCGUGAACGCGUCGACGACGUCAGCCGGACCAGGCAAUCGAAGUCAAAGUGGAGCAUAUCAAUCGGACGGAGCCAGCAGUAGUCGAAACGUUGGAUCAGGCAGCCGCGUGCCUAUCGCUCGAAGGAGCGAGCACGGGCCUGGAACACGAAGUCGCGUGUCGACGAUCGCGAAGCACUUUGACCGUAUCAGUAAAGAGGCAGAGCGCGAGCGCGAGCGACAACAUCGUCUUCUGCUGGCACAGCGUGCUAAGCGAGCUCGUCCUGUUGCCGUGACGCGAGCCAGGGUUGAGGUGUUCAGCAGCGUGCGAGAGGCCGUUCGAGACGACGAGAGCGAGCCGGACUCUGCUGUCGAGAAUACAGAUGAUGAUGGGGCGUCGGCCGCCGAUGACGAGAGCGAAGACGAUGACGAAGACGAUUCGGAGGAAGACAUGCACAAGGAAGCUUCGAGCUUUGGUGCCAAGCGGGGUCUUGCCUUGCCAUCGGGUCGCAGAUCGCAAAGUCGAGCGGAUGGAAAGCAGCCGAAAUUGAGUCGCUCCGAGGUGACUAGGAAGCAUGCCAAAUAUAACCCGCCAGAGCAAGAAGGCGAGACGAUCAAAGGAGCUGCCCAGACGGACAAGUCGACCGAUGUAAAUGCAGCCCAAGAUCAAGGCCUGGAACGAGAUUCAACAUUGAAAGCCCGCAAGGGACUCGCACUGGCAGAGGGUAUUGCUACUGCAGCCGCCGAUCUUUCUGCGUCCGUGGCCAGCGCGGCGACGGCUGCAGCGACAUCCUCAUCGCAAGCAGACGAUGCCUGUACGAUUGCCAGCCAAGAGACGGGUCGAGCCACGAACAUCUCGCCGCCGGCGCCAGCCAGCGAGCUCGAGUCGGAUGCACAGUCGAUUGCUGCGUCAUCCUUGGCGACGACGAGCAAUAAUACCCAACUGACGCUGCCGUCCUACUUACGCAGCGGCUUUGCGUCGGAUUCAGAUUCGAUGCCCAGUCUGGAGAGGAGCUUCCUGAAGACACUGUCGGGUUUCUGGGCCUUCCGCACGGGCGAGAUGGUGCCGCUGGAAUACCCGAUGCUCAACUCGGAGCACGUGUUUACGGACUCGGACGUCAUCUUUCGCGAAGACGAGCCGACAUCGAUCGUGGCGUUCACGCUCAGCUCGCUGCAGUACAAGGAGCGGCUCAAGGGGAUGCGAAAUGAGGGACCGCAAGUCAGAGAGAAAGAAGAGACCUUCAUGCCCGGUAAUGCGAGCAUCGCUGGCUCUACCGAUGGAUGGGGAAUCGUCGACCUGGAGACCAAUGAGCUCGAAAGCACGCUCAAGAAGGAAGGGCGCCAUUUCCGAUGCGAGUUCGAGUCGGGCAGUACGCGGUUGUGGUGCAAGAUCCUGUUUGCCGAGCAAUUUGAUGCUCUGCGCAGGACGUGUGGCUGCGAUGUGUCGGUGGUCGAAUCGCUCUCGCGCUGCUUCAAGUGGGACUCUUCGGGCGGCAAGUCGGGGUCUGCUUUCCUCAAGACGCGCGACAAUCGACUGGUGGUCAAACAGCUGUCACGGUUCGAGAUGGACGCCUUCUCCAAAUUUGCUCCGCAGUACUUUGCCUACAUGUCGCAGUGCAUCUCGCGAGGGAGGAGGACGGCACUGGCCAAGAUCUUUGGCUGCUUCCGAAUCGGAUUCCGCAAUCCGCAGACGGGCAAGAGCCUCAAACUGGAUUGCUUCGUGAUGGAGAAUCUGUUCUACGGCGUCGAGGGCAUUCGGUCGUACGAUCUCAAGGGCAGCACGCGCAAUCGAUACGUGCAAGAGACGGGAAAGGAGAGCGAGGUGCUGCUGGACGAGAACUUGAUCGAAACGAGCCACCUGAAUCCGAUCUUCAUCCGCGAGCACUCGAAAAAGCUGCUGCGCGCGAGCCUGUACAACGACUCGCUGUUCCUGGCCGACAUGAACGUGAUGGACUACUCGCUCAUGGUAGGCGUCGAUCGGAAGAGCAAGCAGCUGGUGGUGGGGAUCAUCGACUUUGUCAGGACGUACACGUGGGAUAAGAGGGUGGAGAGCUUCGUCAAGGAGACAGCGCUGCUAGGUGGAGCGGGCAAAGGCGAGCCGACGAUCAUCACGCCUCCGGACUACAGGACGAGGUUCUUGACGUUCAUAGAUAAGGCGCUACUGUUGAUGCCUGAUCACUGGGUGGAGGAUUGGGCGUUGUGA